GGGGGUGGGGAGGAAGGAGGGGGAGAGCACCAACCAGCAGCCACUCCCGGCCUGCUGCCGAAGUUUCACUUUUUGUCUGUGGGUUCGCUCCCGGGGCCCGCUCGAGCUUUCCCGGGAUAAGUAGCGUCAGCAGCGGGGAGAGCCGGCCGCUGCAAGGUGGGAACACAAGCUCAAGGACAGAAGUAGAGAGAGUGAGCCAGGUGCUUCUGCACUUGUUACUGUUCAUUGCCCCCUCACUGAAGGGGAGACAUUGUUCCUCAGUUGAGCCUAGCAUAUCGUCUGGUUGAGCCUGUGACCAUUGUCCAUUCCAAAAGCCAGAAGCUGCUAGAGAUUUCAACAAUGUCUCACCCAUCUUGGCUGCCACCCAAAAGCACUGGUGAGCCUCUUGGCCACGUUCCUGCACGGAUGGAGACCACCCAUUCUUUUGGGACCCCCAGUAUUUCAGUGUCAACACAACAGCCACCCAAGAAGUUUGCUCCAGUUGUUGCUCCAAAACCCAAGUAUAACCCAUACAAGCAGCCUGGAGGAGAGGGUGAUUUUCUCCCACCUCCACCUCCACCAUUAGAGGAUCCUGGUACUAUUCCACCUGGCCCUGGACACUUCCCCCCUCCUCCAACACUGGAUGAAGGUGCUUUCAAAGUACAGCAGGGAAGUCCUGGAGGCAAGACCCUGGAGGAGAGGCGCUCCAGCCUGGAUGCAGAGAUCGACUCCUUGACCAGCAUCCUGGCUGAUUUGGAAUGCAGCUCACCAUACAAGCCUCGGGCCCCGCAGGGCUCUGGCAGUUCAAUAGCCUCUGCUCAAGUUUCUACUCCUGUCACAGGACAUAAGAGAAUGGUCAUUCCACACCAGCCACCCUUGACUGCAACCAAGAAGUCUUCAACGAAACCACACUGUGUACCCCAGGCUGCGCCCAUCCCAGUGACUCCAAUUGGAACACUCAAACCCCAGCCUCAGCCAGUUCCAGCCUCCUACACUACAGCAUCCACUUCUUCAAGGCCCACCUUCAAUGUGCAAGUGAAGUCAGCUCAGCCCAGCCCACAUUACAUGGCUAGUCCAUCCUCUGGACAAAUAUAUGGUCCAGGGCCUCGUGGCUAUAACACCCCACAGGUUCCUGUAUCGGGACAGUGUCCUCCUCCUCCUCCUCCUCCAACUUGUGUUGCCACCGAGUAUGCAUAUAUUCCACCCUCAGGACAUCAGCCUGAGUCUGGAUAUGGGUAUACCUCCAACCAAGGACGCUAUUAUGAACCCUAUUAUGCAGCAAGUCCUAGCUACGGGGGCAGACAUGACGGCGAUUCUGCUUAUGGACAACAGGUUCAACCUAAUACCUGGAAGCGGGAACCUGGGUACGCCAAUCCUGGAGCAGGGAAUCAGAACCAUCCUGGCAUGUAUCCAGUCAGUGGUCCCAAGAAGACCUAUAUCACAGACCCUGUUUCAGCUCCCUGUGCACCACCACUGCAGCCAAAGAGUGGAUACCCUGGGCCUAUGGGACCUCCUUCGGUUCCCCCAUCAUUCCGUCCAGAAGAUGAGCUCGAACACCUGACCAAGAAGAUGCUGUAUGACAUGGAAAAUCCACCCUCUGAUGAUUACUUUGGCCGCUGUGCCCGCUGUGGGGAAAAUGUAGUUGGAGAAGGAACAGGAUGUACCGCCAUGGAUCAGGUCUUCCAUGUGGAUUGCUUCACCUGCAUCGUCUGUGACGUCAAGCUCCGAGGACAGCCUUUCUACGCCGUGGAGAAGAAGGCAUACUGCGAGCCCUGCUACAUCAACACACUGGAGCAGUGCAGUGUGUGUUCUAAGCCCAUCAUGGAGCGGAUCCUCCGUGCCACCGGGAAGGCCUACCACCCACACUGCUUCACCUGUGUGAUGUGCCACCGUAGCCUGGACGGCAUCCCGUUUACCGUGGACGCUUGCGGUCAAAUUCACUGCAUUGAGGACUUCCACAAGAAAUUUGCCCCUCGCUGUUCUGUGUGCAAGGAACCUAUCAUGCCGGCCCCAGGCCAGGAGGAGACCGUCCGCAUUGUGGCUCUGGACCGUGAUUUCCAUGUGCACUGCUACCGCUGUGAGGACUGUGGUGGUCUUCUGUCCGAAGGAGACAACCAAGGCUGCUACCCCUUGGAUGGACACAUCCUCUGUAAGACCUGCAACUCAGCCCGCAUCAGGGUCUUGACGGCCAAGGCAAGCACUGACCUGUAGAGUCGGUAGCCAGCUCAGCUGCUGAGUGCACGCCACCAAGAAGAACGCAACACAAGAAAAAGAUAAGCGAAGAAAUAGAAAAAUAGAGGCAAAGCUCAACCUCUGAGAUAGUCUCUGUUCUUCAUCUGCUGGUAACCUUUUCUGUAGAAGCACAUAGAUGAUACGAUUUGUCUAAGUUCUUACCAAAUACACAUUUCACAUUUAAUCAUGUAGGGCCUUGGUGAGCCUUUGUUCCAAGGACUUCCACAUUUUUGCACAGAUUAUGCUCCAUCCCAUUCACUUCUGCAUUCCUGGGACUUUUAAUCCUCAUGGUUGUCUCACUUCUCAUGGGGUUGAAUAGAUUUUUAGUGUGGUAUUUGCUGUCACAUGAUUUUUCCAGGGUGAAUGUGCCAGCAUGCAGGUGCCUUAAGUCUCAUCUUGUCUGUCGCUUUUCCUCUGGCUGUGGCUACUAAAGUCAGUCAUUCUGUUACCAGGCAUUGAAAAGGAGAAUUUUCCCUCUGCACGACACCCCUCAUGUCUCCUGCUAAAAAUAAUGAUGGGGGUGCGCAUAUUUUUCUUUGUUAAACUAUAAAGAAUUUAUUUGAAAAAGUUAACAGGAGCCCAACGUUAGUCUGCGACUAUCCAAACUCAAAAUCUUCAGUGCCCAGCAGUCAGGGCUCGUUUGAAAACGUCGAUUGGCCAGUAUCUAAAACGUGGGGAAAGAAAACCAGGUUUCACCACUGUGCAGGAAAGGCCCAGUGGGACAUGCUAGCCAACAGAGUUCUAGGUGUAUUUGGAAGGCCGGUUGUGUUUCCACAAUCCCACCCUGAGAUUUACCUCCCACACCCUCUGGACAUAAGAGUCAGACUUGCUUUUGAUACAUUUCCAAAUCUGUCCAACGCUUCGUCUUAGAAUUACUGUGAAACUUCCCCCAAUAGGUUAGCAUGGUCCCUACAAUUAAUACGUAUCUUCAGAAAGAUACGUACUAAAAGGAUUCAAAUUCUUAUCUUUCUUCCUUUUACUUUAUAAUGACCCAAACCUAAAUCUCUUUUGCCUGGAAAUUGCAAAUUGGGACACAUGAAGUGAAGUUAUGCAACCAUGUUUCAUCUUCUUUUAAAAAGAAAAAUAAGCUGGGAAAGAUUGUGAAACCAGAGUUUAUUAUUCUUACAAUCCUUCUGCAACUCAAGUACAUAUUGCAGGAGACAUUUUCCCAUCAUCAAUGUGACAUUUACACCACACUUUCAAAGACAAUCGCUGAAAAUCAGAUUGUCUUUCUGAGGUAAAAAUAUGCAGAAUGCCUGCCUAGAAUCUUUGUGCGAACUCUUAUUAGCCAGUGAAACACUUGCUUGCCAACCAGAGCCAAUUUGCUUCAUUCAGAGGAGACGCCACGUUCAGCAAUCGCAGCUGGCCAUAUUGUAAACUCAGUACUCAGUAUCUCAGAAUGAGAUUUCCCAAAGCUUUCUAUAAAUCUUCUACAGAUAUAAACCUUUAAAUUAUGGAAUACCUUAAAUAUACAGAAGGGUAUAAAUAAUAAUAUAACAAUCCUUCUAUAGCUAAUACCCAGUUGUAGAAAUAUAGUCACUUUAAAUUCUUUAAAAGAUGAAACAAAUAUCUUUUUAUUUCUUUUAUAUGGUACUGGGAGUUGAACUAUGGCCUCAUGUGCUCGGCAUGCACCCUGGCACCCUGGCACCCUGGCACCCUGGCACCCUGGCACUCCCAGCCCUUCUGCAUCUUUUUUUUUUUUUAAUCUUCAUGACAUGAUGAUUUUCUAGUCUGACAGUUUUAAUUUUACCAUUUAGAGCAAAAAAAAAAAAAAACAAAACUAAACAAAAAAAUGUUUAAUUACUUGUGCGUGUUUAAAAUUGCAAUCCAUGCCUCAGGAAUUCUAUAAAAUUUAUUUUACUUGAAUAGAAGUCAUCAUAAAAGCGAUUAAAGGAAGCCCUUAGGCCGUUGUCAGGCAGCCCCUCUGGGUCAAUCUGUGCCUUAUUUACUUUCUCCAUCAGGCAGUUUGCCUGUUAGUGUCCCCAAAGCUAUGAGUUUCAGGGGCUUUCCCUCACCGCCUGCUCUCACCUUGCUUCUCUUAUCUUGAGGUUCGUGGAGGGCAGCUUGUGGAUCUCAGGAUUCAGUGGCCACUCUAGCUUGGAAUCCCGUGCUGCAAAUCAAAGGCUCAACUGUGCCCAUGACCUUGAGGAAUGCUGACAGACAAUCCAGGUGGAUGCAGGCUAGAACUGACUAAAAUAUUCACCACAAAAUAUUUCAGGAAAUGUCUUUAAGCCAAAAGUAGAGUUACAGUAUAAGGAAGGGGCAGGAAUAAUGCCUAGAAAUGUAGGAAUAUUGCUAUAAGUUCAGACAGCAGAGGAAGAGUUUAUGUAAUAUUUAUACAAUAGAGCAAUAACAUCUUCCUUGUUUGUUACAUGUAACUACUUAUGUAACCAGAUGUUUACAUGGGAGAUUUAUAGGAAAAUGCUGCCCCCGUUUCUUCCCUGAGGUUUUCCCGGCAGAGCUCUCUUGCUUAUAGCCUACCCAGUGCUUUCCUGUCGAGUAACCUCAGAGGGUCUUUACCAAAGAUUUUUUUUUUAAGUAAAUUUCUUUUUAAUAUAGACUUAUACUUUUAUAAUAAUGAAUGUGCACAUACACAUAUACAGAAAUAUUUAGAGUUAGAUGUUUUUUGUUCACAAGGUUGAAUGAAUAUAAAGGAUCCUACCACAUUAUUCUACAAUUUCUCUAAUAUAUAAUUUACAUUGCUUUCCUGUUUUCCUGUGCUAAGCAUUUGAUUUAUGCAACACCAAGUACUCUACUCUUUGCUGUCUUAUCUACAUAAAGUUUUGCCUACUAUAGAGAUAUAAAGAUCUAUUACCUUAAUGAUUAUAUACAUUGCCUUUUGAUAUAUUGCCUUACUUAUCAUUUAAAUACAUAAAUAGAAAAAAUAUAAUGUCUGUAACAGAAAACUUAUAAAAUUAUACCUGAAUUGUUUAACUUUCAAGAGCACAAACAUUUGGUUUUUCUGUAUAAAAUAAAA
This is a messenger RNA of Arvicanthis niloticus (Nile rat), 5188 nucleotides long. RefSeq names its product LIM domain containing preferred translocation partner in lipoma (gene Lpp). Gene Ontology annotation, biological process: cell-cell adhesion. NCBI's taxonomy places the organism in Eukaryota, Metazoa, Chordata, Mammalia, Rodentia, Muridae. Gene Ontology annotation, cellular component: stress fiber; focal adhesion. The record is from RefSeq and is a predicted model, not a curated record.